ACGACGGUUGGGAAUCUAGUAAAUCACUGAGAGCCAUUAUGAACGAAUACAAAAAAUAAAGAGCGGGCAGCUGACUAAAAUUACUCCAGGCUGGACAAGUGGGGCAACAUUCCUCUACAGCAAUGUCUGAAGUGUUGCCUGUAGUAAAAAAAAAAAAAAUACUUCACGUUAUUUUGUGCCACUACGAGGGCAGAUGUAGAGCCAAAUUGUUUAGGAUUUCUCUUUUAACACAUUAAAUAAAUUAAUGAACUUUGAAGACUGUUUUUUGUAUUCAUUCAGGUUAUUUUUGUUUGAUAAAAACAUGUCUUUGAAGAUCUGGAAAAUUUAAAGAGGGUGAGAGGGCAACCAAGCAAUAUCAAAAUAAAUCAAUAAGGGAGCAAAUACUUUCCCCAAUACUGCACAUACAUAUUUGACUGAAUUUCCUUUAAAAAAAGGUAAACAGCUUUAAGGGUUUCAACUGUCUUUCCUUUUAGUGAAGCUUUGCAGCAACUUGUGUAGAAAGCAUUAAGUCAUUUCAUGUAAAUGUAUGAUUUCCUAAUGAUUUACUCUUUAUCUUUUACCAUAAUUUUGACGACAUGUGUGAGUCACAUUCUGUCUUAAAAAGCCAUGUCAGUAAACCUUGUUCCUGUGCAGUCCUUCCAUAAAGAGGAAGUGAAAACUUUAGUUUUUUUUUUUUGUUGUUUUUUUGCACCCAGACACCACAGUCAGCACAUAUACUUUGGCAGAAUGAACAUCUCACAUGCACGGUCUCCGUUGGAGGAAAUGGCCCUUGAGGAAUUUGAUGGUGGAACAGUGGUGGCGUGUGUGAUCCUGGGUCUGUCCUUCUUGGUCGGUGCUCCUGGCAACCUGCUUGUGAUCUGGACCAUCCUGAAGCAUGUGAAGAAGCGCUCACACACAGUGGUUCUCAUCUUGCACCUCGCGGCGGCAGAUCUGGUGGUUCUCAUUACACUCCCUCUCUGGAUCUACUCCCUCGCCCAGUCCUGGGUCUUCGGAGAGACAUGCUGCAAGGCCAUGGUGUUCGUGAUCAAUGCCUGUAUGUACAGCAGCGUUUUCCUCAUCACGUUCAUGAGUGUGGAGCGUUUCAUCGCCGUGCGUUAUCCCUUCGUCUCUGUAGUUUGGAAGAAGAAACAAGCCUUGAAUAAAGUCCUCCUUGCCCUGUGGUCAGCUGGGUUCCUGUUCAGCAUACCUAUUAUUCCGACUCAAACUAUCGGGGAGGAUGAUGGUAAGAUGCACUGCCUGUAUCGCGAGUAUACUUCUGACACUCAAGAGCUGGUGUGUUUGUUGCUAGAGACGGUGGUGGGAUACAUGCUGCCCUUCUCCAUUCUUGUGGUCUGUUAUGGGUGCCUGUGCAGUCGUAUAACUCAGAUGAACUUCAGGUCCAAACGCAAGUCCACUGUCUUGAUUGCAAGCAUAGUGGUUGCAUUUGCCAUUUGCUGGACACCACAUCAUAUAGGAAACAUCAUCUCCAUUGCUAUUCUGGCCAUUGAUGACUCAAAGAGUAAUAUAGCACUUAAACUGGAAGCUGCUAGACAAACCAUGACAUUUGUAGCGGGAGCAAUGGUCUUCAUCAGCAGCAGCAUUAAUCCUGUCCUGUACAUGUUUGCGGCCCGCUCCUUCAGGGAGUCGCUACGUGACACCGGCAUCCAGAAACUCUUCCGCCACAUCUCCAGCACCUCGCCGGGUGAAGGAAACAGGGAGAUAUCCUUUGUGUCGAGGAGACAAAGCAAUCAGACAAACUGCUCUCAGCUUGUGACAGACUCAAAAGACGAUGUUAAUAUGUAUUGAAGUUGUGUGUAAAUGAUAAUUUUCCUGAGAAUGAAAUGUGUGAGGUGUUUUGGAUUAAACCCGCUUUUAAACGAACUCUCAACAGGUAAAAAACAACAGAUAAACAACAUGUCUCUGCUAAUCUAUCCAGUGCAUUUGCAUUUCUUUCUGCUGUUAAUUUAUUUAUAAAACUUUAAGUAUUAU
Gambusia affinis (western mosquitofish) is the source of this 1968-nucleotide messenger RNA. RefSeq lists its product as uncharacterized. NCBI's taxonomy places the organism in Eukaryota, Metazoa, Chordata, Actinopteri, Cyprinodontiformes, Poeciliidae. Gene Ontology annotation, molecular function: G protein-coupled receptor activity. The transcript has a single exon. The coding region runs from base 607 to 1785 and encodes 392 amino acids. Gene Ontology annotation, biological process: G protein-coupled receptor signaling pathway. Gene Ontology annotation, cellular component: membrane. The record is from RefSeq and is a predicted model, not a curated record.